Messenger RNA from Guyanagaster necrorhizus, 1540 nucleotides. RefSeq lists its product as uncharacterized. The transcript has 7 exons. Lineage: Eukaryota; Fungi; Basidiomycota; Agaricomycetes; Agaricales; Physalacriaceae. The coding region runs from base 170 to 1540 and encodes 456 amino acids. The record is from RefSeq and is a predicted model, not a curated record.
CAAAACCUUAGGUUUGCUACGCUAUCCUAUGAUCUGAGCUCUUCUAAGGACGUUCUUCCUCCUACGUCAUCAUUUUACAACCAUCCAGCAAAAUAAGUGCUCCCCCAACGUCGAGUCGGAGUCAGCGGUGUGAGAUCCCAAGAUACGGGCCCCAGGGGUCAUUCGAGAUAUGGCCAUGAGUGGACUGAUUCGUCUCUGCAGACUCACUUCAGUGGUAUCCCAGUAUACAGUGUCAUCUUCCGUCGUCCGAAGUCGAGUUUACGCCGGCCUACGAACAAAAUCAAAAGCUGUAAAAUCGUUCAAUGGUAAAACGCUAGGUUUUAUUCACCAAUAUAACGUAAAUCUGCCUGAUGUACCGGAGUUAACCCCAAGUCCAGCAAUUUGCAAGGAUCCUGAGGUCGAAAGUGGCACUCUGGGGUCAGGCAAGACCAUGCAACCACUCGACAUCAAGUCACGUCUGGAUGGAUAUACAGUCAUUCAUUUAUCCGUUAAGGAUUUUCGAACCACGGAAAACCUAGAGACGUUCUGGGAUUCUGCAUACAGAUUAGUCGGUAUGACAGUGCGUGAUGCGCCUCCGUUCACCCAUCGGAGCGACUUCAUCGCGUACUUCAAGGACAAAGAUGAACGUUUCUUCCUUCUUGUCGACGACAUCAAUGCGGCUUCUUCUGAUAUCGUGAAGAAUUUCCUCGGAGCUUUUCGAUUCUUCAGAGAGUGCAGACUCAGCAGCUAUUCCCUGGAAGGCAUAAUUGCAACUGGAACACUCAGUGCCAUGCAUUUGUUAAACCCAUCAAUGAUUUUCGAUGACUUCCAAAAGAACGAACGCUUUUCUCCAAGUCACGAUAUCAUCGAAGACAUGGACUCAAUCUGGAGGUCCAUCCGUGACAGACGCCAGUCCUCACACGAGGGUGAGAAUGUUGCUUUUAUCCAUUGGCAGCGGGACACCAUCCAUAAGCUGUAUGACUGGAUUAGCCUUCAUCCUGUUUACAAGAAGAUACUGCAAUCACUUCAAGAUGCUGACGCCCUCGAUGCUGUUACUCUUCUCUACAGUUGCUUCCUUUGCAAUCUUGUCCCCGUUUACAUUCAUUACGAGAAAGAGAAAGACUUUGCUGAGUCCUUGACGGCAGAGGGCGUCCUCUCUAAGCUGGAUACGUUCCAAUCUGAAUGUUGGAUCUCUUCGGCAGUGGUGGAUGUACAGAACGACACGGUCGUCGUCGAUAUUUUAGGGACGGCACCGCGGUAUUUCAACAAAGAACUCAUGCAGGGUUCAUUUGGCAGAUCGUACAAGGCUGCAGAUCUUGUUGGUGGGCAUCGAGGACAUUCGGUUCUACGCCAAGGGGUCUAUGAAACCGAACUAGGGAGGAUAUCCUCCAAUUGGCUUGACCCGUCUGCCGCUUGGUUCGUUUCCGUCGGAUGGGAUUCAUGCAUCGACGAAUCCACCCCAAUAUCAUUCUUACUAGUUAAUAUUAAGAACUCAGUCACUGGAAGGAGAGAAAAUGACCAACUCGGUGUCCGUCCGAAUGAAUUAUUAUUUCCAAAUUAG